AUGAGUACUCCUCCUGCAAACUCAAAGAAGAACACGAAAGCUCAUGUUUGGCUGAGCUUAAUAGUACUACUUAUAAGCAGCCAUCCUCAAAUCUCUACAGUUUCAAAUCACAAAUCACUCAAAAUUACAAGAAUUCCACCAACAAAUCUCACCCUCAAAACCCAGAAACAAUUUCACAAGCGCAGAGAGAUGGAUCCAGCAAAUGAUCUGGUGGCUUCAUCCCCCACACAUUCCUCCAUUUCUUCUUCUGAUCUUGACACUGAGUCUACAGGUUCAUUUUUCCAUGACAGAAGCACCACACUUGGCACACUUAUGGGGGUCACCAUGCAGGCCAUCACAUUCAGGGCUUCGUCCUCCCAGCACCGACAGUCGGAGAAUUCGGUCUCCGCCACACACGCCGGCCGGAAAACCAAGACACCCAAAAAGGGUCGGGCUCGGGGAGCGAUGGCGACGGAGGAGCAGCGGCUUCGGCGGCAAAGAAGGAGAUGGUGGAGGCUAUGCAGGGAUGAUUAUGACUGUCGGCGGGCGUCUCUUGGGGAAUAUUUGGAGGUGGAAAGGAGGUUUGGGGAUGGCGUUUUCUUGGGUGAUAGUGGUGGUGGCGCUGCUGCGGAACUUGAGGAAGGGAUUGUUCAAGAACAGACGCAGAAUGGCCGGAAUUUGUUUGCCGAAGGAAGGGUUCUGCCUCCGGCGGAGAUUGAAGAAGAUGCAUCGCCGGCCGAUGGUGGACUUUGUAGAUUCUCGGUGGUGUCUCUGGGUGGGAUUUGUAGUGGUGGUAGUAGUACAGUGGGAUAG
Fraxinus pennsylvanica is the source of this 792-nucleotide messenger RNA. NCBI's taxonomy places the organism in Eukaryota, Viridiplantae, Streptophyta, Magnoliopsida, Lamiales, Oleaceae. The record is from the annotation of a GenBank genome assembly.